This is a messenger RNA of Penicillium cosmopolitanum, 1278 nucleotides long. Its product is annotated as aminotransferase-like domain-containing protein. The record is from RefSeq and is a predicted model, not a curated record. Bases 1 to 1278 code for a protein of 425 amino acids. The transcript has 3 exons. NCBI's taxonomy places the organism in Eukaryota, Fungi, Ascomycota, Eurotiomycetes, Eurotiales, Aspergillaceae. Gene Ontology annotation, biological process: biosynthetic process. Gene Ontology annotation, molecular function: pyridoxal phosphate binding; L-2-aminoadipate:2-oxoglutarate transaminase activity.
AUGAUGCCUCUCGAGCCGAUUGAUCUGUUCCAAGGACGACCAGCACCAGACCUCCUCCCAACAGAACAUCUCAAAAAUGCCGCUGUCAAAGCUCUUUCUGAUAAAACCGUCUCAGAUCCCGGUUUGGGGUACGGGCCUGACGAGGGGUAUUUCCCAUUGAGACAGAAUAUAGCGAGUUGGUUAUCAAACUUUUAUAGGACCCAACAGCCUAUCGAUGCAGAACGCUUCUGCAUCACAGGCGGCGCAAGUCAGAAUCUAACAAGCAUUCUGACGGUCUUCACUGAUCCUCUUCAGACCAGGAUGGUCUGGCUAGUGGAACCUACCUAUCAUCUCGUUUUUCGCACUUUCGAGGACGCGGGUUUCCAUGAUCAGAUGAGGGGAAUACCGGAGGAUGAGGAGGGUAUGGAUGCCAAUGCUCUCGAGAGAGCUCUGGAGUUAUUCCAGGAGGAAGACAAUUCAACUCCAGAUGCCGAUAAAGUAAGAGAUUCCUUCUCGAACCCCUCGGGUACUACUAUGACUACUUCACGACGUGAGUCACUGGUCAGAAUUGCGCGGAAAUUCGACGCGCUUAUCGUCUGCGACGAUGUCUACGACUUUCUCGGUUGGGAUCUGCAAGAUGUGAAAUCUAUUCCGAGCCCCUUCCAGCGCCUUGUUGAUAUCGAUCGCACUCUCGACGGAGGUCCUUCAGACUGCUUCGGGAAUGUGGUCAGCAACGGCACGUUUAGCAAACUUAUUGGUCCAGGCUGUCGUGUUGGGUGGGCUGAAGGGACGGCGAAGUUUGCAUAUGGCCUUUCGCAAGCGGGCCAAAAUAUUUCCGGCGGUGCACCAUGCCAGCUCAUGUCGACUUUUGUCAAUGAGCUUUUCGAGAGUAAGAUGAUAGAACAGCAUAUUGCGACGGUUCUUAUCCCACAGGGUCGUCGGCGACAUUUGGCCAUUCUCUCUGCCAUAAGGGAAUAUCUCAGUCCUCUCGGUGCCGUGAUGUCUUCUGAUAGUAUUAGUAGUGCGCCAGGCACAGCAUUAUCUGGGGGGUAUUGUGUUUGGCUCAAGCUUCCCGCUCCUCUCAUGGCGGCUGAGGUCUGUCGGAGAGCAUCCGAGACGCAAAAUUUGACUCUUGGGUGUGGCGAUGUAUUUGAAGUUCCUGGAAGUAGAUCUCCGGAAAAGGAACUUCAUCGAAGCUUGAGGUUGUGUUUCAUGUGGGAGGACGAGAAGAGGAUAGUUGAAGGGAUUCAAAGGCUGGCACAUGUUAUUAAGGAGUUGCUUCAUACUGCUAGAAAUUGA